UAAAGCUCACUUUGGGGCAGGGCAGCAAGAGACCAGGAAUACUGGGGGAAGGGACUUUUAGUUUGAGAGAGUGUUGAGCUAGGACCAUGAAGGAAGAGGUAAAGAGAAUUCCAGUAAAAGUGGCGCUACGUUGUCGCCCUCUGGUCUCUAAAGAGAUCAGUGAGGGCUGCCAUAUGUGCCUUUCCUUCGUGCCAGGGGAGCCUCAGGUGCUGGUCGGGACUGACAAAUGCUUCACCUACGAUUUCGUGUUUGACCCCUCUACUGAACAGGAAGAGGUCUUCAAUACAGCGGUAGCACCACUCAUACAAGGCGUACUUGAGGGAUACAAUGCAACCGUUCUGGCCUAUGGGCAGACGGGCUCUGGAAAAACGUAUUCAAUGGGAGGUGCGUACACUGCAGAGCAAGAGAAUGAACCCACAGUUGGGGUCAUUCCUAGGGUUAUACAACUGCUCUUCAAAGAAAUUGAUAAAAAGUGUGACGUUGAAUUUACUCUGAAAGUAUCUUACCUAGAGAUUUAUAAUGAAGAAAUUUUAGAUCUGCUAUGCCUGUCUCAAGAGAAAGCCUCUCACAUAAACAUCCGGGAAGAUCCCAAGGAAGGCAUCAAGAUGAUAGGACUCACUGAGAAGACUGUUGUAGUUGCAUUGGACACUAUUUCCUGUUUGGAGCAGGGCAACACCUGUAGGACGGUGGCCUCCACGGCUAUGAACUCCCAGUCCUCCCGGUCUCACGCUGUCUUCACAAUCUCCAUAGAGCAAAGAAAGAAAACUGACAAGAAUAGCAGUUUUCACUCCAAGCUGCAUCUUGUAGACCUCGCUGGAUCAGAAAGGCAGAAGAAAACCAAAGCUGAGGGGGAUCGCCUAAAGGAGGGUAUUAAUAUUAACCGAGGCCUCCUGUGCUUGGGAAAUGUCAUCCGCGCGCUUGGAGAUGACAGAAAGGGAGGUUUUGUGCCUUACAGAGAUUCCAAACUGACUCGACUACUGCAAGACUCUCUAGGAGGUAACAGCCAUACACUCAUGAUAGCCUGUGUGAGCCCUGCUGAUUCCAAUCUAGAGGAAACCUUAAACACCCUCCGCUAUGCUGACAGGGCAAGAAAAAUAAAAAACAAACCUGUUAUUAACAUCGAUCCCCAGACGGCUGAACUUAAACAUCUUAAGCAACAGGUACAGCAGCUGCAGGUCUUGUUGCUGCAAGCCCACGGAGGUACCACGCCUGGAUCUAUGCAUGUGGAACCAUCAGAGAAUCUACAAUCCCUGAUGGAGAAGAAUCAGUCGCUGGUAGAGGAGAAUGAAAAAUUAAGUCGUGGUCUGAGCGAGGCAACUGGUCAGACAGUGCAGAUGUUGGAGAGGAUCAUUUUGACAGAACAAGCGUAUGAAAAUCUGAACAUGAAACUAGAAGAGCUCAGGCAGCAUGCAGCCUGUAAACUGGAUCUUCAAAAGCUAGUGGAAAAUGCGGAAGACCAGGAAUUAAAAGAAAGUGUAGAGGUAAUUUGUAACCUGCAACAAAUGAUUCUGCAACUAUUGCCCGAAACUGUACCUUGCAUAGCUACAGCCAAUGAUACUGCAGUAGAAACAGAAGCUCAGGAGCAAAGCAGUCCAGAGACCAGUGGCAGGUCUUCUGAUGCUUUCACCACCCACCAUGCUCUGCAGCAAGCUCAGAUGUCAAGGCAGCUGAUUGAGUUGAAUAAAGCCCUAGCACUGAAAGAGGCCUUGGCCAGGAAACUGACUCAGAAUGACAGCCAGCUGCACCCCAUUCAGUUGUUGUACCAGGAUAACAUAAAAAAUCUAGAAUUGGAAGUCAUUAACCUGCAAAAGCAAAAGGAAGACUUGAUUCUUGAACUUCAGACAGCAAAGAAGGACGUCAACCAGGCCAAGGUGAGUGAGCGCCGCCGCAAACGUCUCCAAGAGCUUGAGAAUCAAAUAGCUAAUUUGAAGAAGAAGCUACAUGAACAGUUCAAGCUUCUGAAAAUGAGGGAAUCCACAGAGCAUACAGUGACCAAACUGAAUCAGGAGAUAGGGAUGAUGAAAAACCAGCGAGUACAGUUAAUGCAUCAGAUGAAAGAGGAUGCUGAGAAGUUCAGACAGUGGAAGCAACAAAAAGACAAAGAAGUCAUCCAGUUAAAAGAACAGGACCGUAAGAGGCAAUAUGAGCUCCUCAAACUUGAAAGAAACUUCCAGAAGCAGUCUAGUAUGCUCCGACGUAAAACUGAGGAGGCAGCAGCUGCCAACAAGCGUCUCAAGGACGCUCUCCAAAAGCAACAGGAGGUUUCAGAUAAGCGAAAAGACAUGCAGAGCUGUGGAAUGGAAGGCACUGCAGUUCGAGUGAAAAAUUGGCUUGGAAAUGAGAUUGAUGUCAUGGUCAGUACUGAGGAAGCCAAACAUCAUUUGAAUGACCUCCUUCAAGACAGAAAGAUCCUGGCUCAGGACCUUGCUCAACUCAAAUCAAAAAAAGAAGCUGAGGAGAAUCCACCUCCUAAACUUCAAAGGCGUACAUUCUCACUUGCUGAAAUGCCUGCUCAGGCUUCAGAGUCAGAGGAGUCUAUUACAAGGCAGAUUGAAAGCCUAGAGACUGAAAUAAAACUCAGGAAUGCUCAGAUUGCCGACAUCCAACAGAAGCUGCUGGAUGCAGAAAGUGAAGACAGGCCAAAAAGACGCUGGGAGAAUAUUGCUACCAUUCUGGAAGCCAAGUGUGCCCUGAAAUACUUAAUUGGAGAACUGGUCUCCUCCAAAAUACAGAUCAGCAGUCUUGAAAGCAACCUGCAACAUAGCAAAGCCAGCUGUACUGACAUGCAGAAGAUGCUCUUUGAGGAACGAAAUCGUUUCACCGAGAUGAAAACAGAGUUUCAAGCUGAACUGGUCAGUGUGGAGCAACAGCACCAAGAGAAGGUACUGUACAUUCUCAGCCAGCUGCAGCAAAGCCAAGCAGCAGAGAAGGAGCUGGAGGAGACAGGCAGUGAAAAAGAACAACAGCUGCUGAGCACACUGCACUGUCAGGAUGAAGAGCUUAAGAAGAUGCAAGAAGUGUGUGAGCAAAAUCAGAAGCUUCUCCAGGAGAAUGAAAACCUCAAGCAGAAACUGGACCUCCUCCAGGCAGCUAACAGGCAGAAACCUCAUUUUCCUGAGGAUAUCGAACCCUCUCCAGACUCUUCCUUUGAAUACAUCCCACCUAAGCCAAAAUCUUCCCAUGUUAAAAUGAAGUUCCUGGAGCAAAGUACGGACAUCGAUGAUCUAAAAUAUUAUUCAGAGCACUCUGUAAACGAGGACAAUGAUGGUGAUAACGAUGACGAGGAUGAUGAAGAAUGGAGGCCGUCAAAGCUAAUAAAGGUGUCCAGGAAGAACAUCCAACGAUGUUCCUGCAAAGGCUGGUGCAGGAACAAGCAGUGUGGGUGCAGGAAGCAAAACCUGGAUUGCGGUCUGGCCUGCAGCUGUAACUCUACCAAGUGUCGGAACCGCCAGCAAAGCCAGGAGAGUUUGGGCACUGCUGAGUGGACCCAGGAUUCUGAGGGCUCCUUCCACUUGGAAGAUCCCACAGAAGUGACCCCAGGACUGAGCUUCUUCAGCCCUGUCUGUGCCACUCCCAGUAGCAACAUCCUGAAAGAAAUGUAUGAUGGGGAGCAACUGAUACCAAAGAAGGCUGCUCUGCCUCUCUCUUCCUUUGACUUCCCAGAACCUAAACACAUUGCAAGAGAAUCCCAAGAAAACAAGGCCCCAAGGAAGAAAAAGAAGCGUGUUCUGGCCAGCAAUACCAGCUUCUUCGCUGGCUGCUCCUCUAUGGAAGAAGAGGCCCACUGAGUUGGAACCAUCAUUGUACCCCCUAGUCUGCCUUGGAUGACACCUUCAGGUUGCAGCCAGGAGGGAUUUUGAAUGACUUUUCUGGAUUUCAUGUGUCUUGCUGUUAAGCGGACAGAAUGUCGCUGAAAGGAAGGCAACCUUCCUUGAUUGCUCGCUCUCUGAUGAGUCCCAAAGUACUUCUCUUUGUUCCCCAGAAAGUGUUAAGCUACCUACUGAAGAAAGAACACACUGACCUUCCCCCAGUGACCCAUCAGGAACCAGUCCCGUGUAGGAUGUGGCUCUUUGUUGCUCAUGAGCUGAUGUCUGACUCCUGAUGCAGAGGAAGACAAGGUUGUCCUGUCUGGGUCAUCUGAGCUUCAGAAGAAAGCCAGCCAAAAUCGUGACUCAAGUCCUGCACUCCACCUCAAGAAGACAGCUGCAACCCUUGCUGCCCCAACGCUGGGCUUUCAGUCACUUCAAAGGACUUUCAGUUGUCUGCCAUGUUAGUGAAGUGAAGGAAAUAUUUUUAAACACUAAAUAAAUAAAGCUUAAGUUGAAACAAA
Molecule: messenger RNA, 4330 nt
Organism: Chinchilla lanigera (long-tailed chinchilla)
Lineage: Eukaryota; Metazoa; Chordata; Mammalia; Rodentia; Chinchillidae
Product: chromosome-associated kinesin KIF4A-like
Exons: 1
Coding region: 87-3788 (1233 amino acids)
Biological process (GO): microtubule-based movement; mitotic spindle organization
Molecular function (GO): microtubule motor activity; ATP binding; microtubule binding
Source: RefSeq, a predicted model, not a curated record